Molecule: messenger RNA, 2247 nt
Organism: Hippopotamus amphibius kiboko
Lineage: Eukaryota; Metazoa; Chordata; Mammalia; Artiodactyla; Hippopotamidae
Gene: TGM6
Product: transglutaminase 6
Exons: 14
Coding region: 1-2247 (748 amino acids)
Biological process (GO): peptide cross-linking
Molecular function (GO): protein-glutamine gamma-glutamyltransferase activity
Source: RefSeq, a predicted model, not a curated record
AUGCACAGAGUGGUGGAAAACGGAGUCGCCUACUGCGUGUGCUUCCAGCUGGAGCCAAACAAGCUUAGCUGUGACGUGCUGUCCAGUGUUCCCGAGCACAGGAAGGUGGUGAUGUGCCUUAUGGAGAAAACACGGAUCAGAGUCAUCGAGGUGGACUGGCAGCGGCUGAGGAAUGGCACUGCUCACCACACCCAGGAGUACCCCAGCUCUGAGCUGGUGGUCCGCAGGGGCCAGAGAUUCACCUUCACAUUGGAGCUGAACAAACCCCUGGAGAGCAAGGAGAACUUCAUCUUCACCGUGGAGACAGGACCCAAGGCUUCUGAGGCCCUCCACACCAAAGCUGUGUUGCAGACAUCAGAGCUGGAGGGGAGCAAUGCCUGGACAGCAGUGAAGGAGGCUCAGAUGGAGAACACCAUGACCAUCAGCCUUGCCAGCCCUCCCAAUGCUGUCAUUGGCCGCUACCAGCUGAGCGCCAGGCUUUCCUCUCGCCGCAAACACAGUGACAGGAAGCUGGGCGAGUUUGUUCUCCUUUUCAACCCAUGGUGCCCAGAGGAUGACGUGUUUCUGGCCUCAGAGGAAGAGAGACAGGAAUACGUGCUCAGUGACAGCGGGAUCAUCUUCCGAGGCGUGGAGAAGCACAUCCGAGCCCAAGGCUGGAACUUCGGGCAGUUUGAGGAGAACAUCCUGAACAUCUGCCUCUCCAUCCUGGACCAAAGCCCUACUCACAAAGAUGACCCAGCCACCGACGUGUCCCGCCGCCACGACCCCGUCUACAUCACCAGAGCCAUCAGUGCCAUGGUGAACAGCAACAAUGACCUGGGCGUGGUACAAGGCCAAUGGCAGGGCAAGUACGGCGGCGGCAUCAGCCCACUGCACUGGCGUGGCAGCGUGGCCAUUCUGCACAAGUGGUUCAAGGGCAGGUUCAAGCCAGUCAGAUACGGCCAGUGCUGGGUCUUCGCUGGAGUCACGUGCACAGUCCUUAGGUGCUUGGGAAUCGCGACACGGGUUGUGUCCAACUUUAACUCAGCCCACGAUACGGACAGGAACCUGAGUGUGGACAAGUAUGUGGACUCCUUCGGGCGGACACUGGAGGACCUGACGGAAGACAGCAUGUGGAAUUUCCAUGUCUGGAAUGAAAGCUGGUUUGCCCGGCAGGACCUGGGCCCCUCCUACAAUGGUUGGCAGGUUCUGGAUGCCACCCCCCAGGAGGAGAGCAAAGGCGCGUUCCGGUGCGGCCCCGCCUCGGUCACCGCCAUCCGCCAGGGCGACGUGCACCUGGCCCACGACGGUCCUUUUGUGUUUGCGGAGGUCAACGCAGACUACAUCACCUGGCUCUGGAAUGAGGAUGGGAGCCGGGAGCGUGUGUACUCAGACGCUAAGAAGAUCGGGAGGUGCAUCAGCACCAAGGCGGUGGGCAGCGACUCCCGCGUGGACAUCACCAGCCUCUACAAGUAUCCGGAAGGGUCCCGGAAGGAGAGGCAGGUGUACAGCAAGGCCAUGAAGAAGCUGUUCGGUGUGGAAGCUUCUGGAAGGAGGGCCAGGGUCCGCAGGGCAGGCGGCCGUGGUCUCUGGCGUGAUGACCUCCUGGAGCCUGCAACUAAGCCCAGGAUCACUGGCAAGUUCAAGGUGCUAGAGCCGCCCGUGCUGGGCCAUGACCUGAAGUUGGCCCUAUGCUUGGCCAACCUCACCUCCCGGGCCCAGCGGGUCCAAGUCAAUCUGAGUGGCGCCACCAUCCUUUACACCCGCAAGCCAGUGGCAGAAAUCCUGCAGGAAUCCCACGCGGUGAAGCUGAGACCACAAAAAGAGAAAAAGAUCCCAAUUGCAAUAUCUUACUCUCAAUAUAAGGAAGACCUGACAGAGGACAAGAAGAUCCUUUUGGCUGCUAUGUGCCUUGUCGCCAAGGGAGAGAAGCUCUUGGUGGAGAAGGACAUUACUCUCGAGGACUUCAUCACCAUCAAGGUGCUUGGCCCAGCCAUGGUGGGAGCAGCAGUUGUGGUAGAGGUGCUGGUGGUCAACCCCCUCUUGGAGACAGUGAAAGACUGUAUGUUGAUGGUGGAGGGCAGUGGCCUUCUCCAGGGACAGCUCAGCAUCAAUGUGCCCAACCUGGAGCCCCAAGAGAGGACCUCAGUCCAAUUCAACAUCACCCCUUCCAAGAGCGGCCCACGGCAGCUGCAGGUGGACCUUGUCAGCCCCCAUUUCCCAGACAUCAAGGGCUUUGUGAUCAUCCACGUGACCACAGCCAAAUGA